Molecule: messenger RNA, 6251 nt
Organism: Uloborus diversus
Lineage: Eukaryota; Metazoa; Arthropoda; Arachnida; Araneae; Uloboridae
Product: serine/threonine-protein kinase PLK1-like
Exons: 13
Coding region: 283-2181 (632 amino acids)
Biological process (GO): mitotic cell cycle; protein phosphorylation; regulation of cytokinesis
Cellular component (GO): cytoplasm; nucleus; centrosome
Molecular function (GO): ATP binding; protein serine/threonine kinase activity; protein binding
Source: RefSeq, a predicted model, not a curated record
CGGGGGUGAGUGGACGCCGGAAGAAAGGUUGACACUUGCGACAAAAUAUUCCGAACAAUCAAACUUGGAAGGAGAAAUCCACAAAUUUCCUCCUCGUAACGGAACGAAUAGUGCUAUUUUCAUUUUUCGCGUGUUCCGAGAAAACUCAUUUUCAACGGAAGCGUCCGACUUCCAGAUGUGAGUUCGAAACUCCCGGUUUGUUAAUUUCGCAACUGUCAGGAGGAGCGAAAUUUGAAUGUGAAAAAUAGUUGAUCGUUUGAAAGAAACACUUUGUUCGGUAGCAUGGGGCAGCCCGGGAAAGUGCAGACGACUCUGCUCACCCCCGUGGAUGUGGUAAAAGCUGACUGGUUAUCGAAAGGUGUCAAUAGGACCCCCGAAAUGCUCGCUAUUAAGCCGCCGAGGCCCAAAAUUGUGGAAAUACCAAAAGAUGUGCCGGAAUACAUCAUAGACCCAGGCACUAAGACAACUUAUUUGAAAGGAAAAUUUCUUGGCAAGGGUGGAUUCGCUCGUGUCCACGAGCUGACUGAUCUGACUACGAACCAAGUGUAUGCCGGAAAGAUCAUUCCAAAGAGCAGGCUGACCAAGCCACACCAGAAAGAGAAAAUCCUGAGAGAAAUUGAUCUUCAUCGGCAGUUGCAGCACAAAAAUGUGGUCCGCUUCCACCAUUUCUUCGAAGAUGAACAUAACGUCUACAUUAUCCUGGAGAACUGUUCCAGAAAGUCUUUGGUUCAUAUUCUGAAGAACAGGAAGUAUCUAACGGAGCCUGAAGUUCGAUACUUCAUGCUACAGCUUGCAGAAGGUGUUCGCUAUACUCAUUCCCAAGGAGUGAUCCAUAGGGAUUUGAAGCUGGGAAAUAUGUUCUUAUCUGAAGAAAUGGAAGUGAAGAUUGGAGAUUUUGGUCUUGCAACACACAUUUCUAAUACUGAAAAAUGUGGCAGGAAAUUCACUGUUUGUGGCACUCCAAAUUACAUAGCUCCAGAGGUGCUCAAUAUGCAGGGACAUAGUUUUGCAGCUGAUGUAUGGGCUAUGGGCUGUAUCAUGUAUGCCAUGCUUGUGGGACAGCCACCAUUUGAGACCACAACCCUCAAUGAGACUUAUUAUCGUAUCAGUACGAACAAAUACACCAUCCCGAGUUCCAUGUCUGAUGCGGCUCGUCAUCUCGUGGCCAAAAUGUUGCAGCUCAAGCCAACAGACAGACCCUCCCUCGAAGAAAUCAUCCAGCAUAAGUUUUUUGUUGCAGGUUUCCUACCAUCCUCACUGCCAACUAGUUGUUGCAUAGCUGUUCCUAAAUUUCCCUUGGCUUCUUUUGUUAAAAGGUCUUCGAGUGAGCAAGAUGUUGACAAAAUUGCUGGUUGUAUUGUUGAUCUUCAUCUUAGCCCUAAGCCAGGUGUACCAAAGAUACCAGUCAAGUCUGAAGAAUCUUCCCCAAAGAAGGAUAAUUGUUUCCCAACAAAUAUCAGGCAAAAGCUGACCAGUGUGCUCUGUCCAGACAAAAUUGUGAAGAAACCAAAAGAAGUGUGUAAUUCUGCAAGCAUGUAUGACAUGAUUACAGAUGCACUUGAAUCCAUACCUGAAGACUGUGAUAGUAAUCCUCCACCCCUUAGUUCCAACCUCUGCCCUUUUAUCACAAAGUGGAUAGAUUAUUCCAACAAGUAUGGCUUUGGAUUUCAACUUUCUGAUCACAGCAUUGGUGUUAUCUUCAAUGAUUCCACCAGAAUGAGUAUGUCUUCAAACAAAGGGAGAGUUGAAUUCCAUGAUAACAAUGGAAAACUCAGCACUUACAGUCAUUCCAGUGUUCCCAGUCAAUUGCUUGAAAGGUUUACUCUGUUGAAAUACUUUGCUCAGUACAUGGAUGAGAACCUAACAGAGGGAGGAGAACUUCAGUCAAAAGAUCUAGUCAGGAAAAAAAUUCCUUUUAUGAAGAGAUGGUUGCGAUCUUCAAAUGCCAUAAUUAUGCAGCUUAGUUCUGGAACUUUGCAGAUCAAUUUCUUCAAGGACCAUACGAAGAUUGUGAUAGGUGGAGAUGGAACUGUUAUGUACAUAGACGAAGAUCGCCAUUCCUCUACUUACGCCUUGUCGGCACUCUGCCAGCAUGGAUGCUCCCCGAGCAUUCGUUCCCGCCUCCAGUAUGCAGCCUCAGUGCUGCAGGAUUUUGCUCAACUGGAAGGUGAUUCAGCCUAGUGGAGGCCCAUCUUUUCUUUCGCAUCUGCUGCAGAAUACUUAAUUUUGUAUUGACUCGACUGAGGAUACAAUGUUCGUUCCAUCGUUUUGUUGUGUUGUUCUUCCUUUGCAGCUCAAGUUUCCCUCGCGGAACAAAUGUCUUCUUUCUCAUAUGAAAUCAUAGAUAUUCGGAUUGAAACAAAAAGCGCACAUCGAAGUGGAUGGAUUUCAAUCAUCGCCAUUAAAUUUUAUGAGUUGAUAUUAUAUUUAUUAGAAUUAUCUUUAGUUUAUUUUGUUGUGUUUUUUUUUUUUUUAAAUUGUUCAAAUCGGGAGAAGAGGAAUGAUUAAAAAAAUUUAGUAUAAAUAAUGAUUGCACUAUUCAAAAUUUUACACUUCUUAUAAUGUUCUAUUUUGAUGAUGAAUCAUAAGUGCAAAAAAUCAAUCAAGAAAAGUGUGUUCCUGUUAAGAUAUUAUUUUAUUUUUCUCAUUUUUAGAUGGUUCAAAUUGGGAGAAGAUGAAUCAUUAAAAUUUGUUUGCAUAAAUUACAAUUGCACUAUUCAAAAUUUUACAUUUUUAUAAUGUUCUAUUUUGAUGCUGAAUCAAAAGUGCAAAAAAUAAAUCGGAAAAUCAUAUUCCUUUCAAAAUUUAAUUUUAUUGCUCCUUUUUUGCAUGCUGUUGAUCAACUGACAUAUUACAGUUGUUAAAGACUAAAUGUGAAGAUACAAAUAUUUUUCUCCGAUGUUUUCUAAAUGUAUCCAUAGCAUAGUCUGGUAUUAAUAAUUGAAUUGGUAUUCAUGUGGUAUAUAAUCUAAUUAUGCAGUUUGUCGGUUAUUUCCUUGGUGAUGGCACUGAAAUCAAGGGCGCCCAUAUAGGGGGGCUCAAGCCCCCCUUUGAAGUUAGAACUUUUUUGCUUUUGGUACUUUUUUCUUUGCAAAAAUGUAAAGCAUUUAUUCUCCAGCAAUUAAUAAAUAAUUUAUUAAAAAUGAAAUAUUUUAAUGAUUCUAAUCUGUCCUGAAAUCAGUUUCCAUGGAGAAAAUACCCUCUUAAGCCAUCGAGAAAAUAUCUGAGCCCCCCCCCCCCCUUUACAAUUUGCAUUGGGUGCCCUUGACUGAAAUGCUGUAUGGAUUUCAGUGACACCUCUGAAGAACCGUCAAUCUGCACAAUUUGAUCGCGUACUACGUAUGACACUGAAUCUUCCAAGUAGUAAUAUACAGUAUUAGAUCAUGUGAGUUUUAAUUGUAGAUGAUGCCAGAGACAUAGUCUUUGUAGUUUUUGAAUUUCAAACUGUGUCAAAGAUAUCUAAUUGCAGCAAUUGGAACAAAAACAUUGAGGUGUCUUCCAUAUAUGCUAUUAUAUGUAUAUAUUAAUCAAAAAAUUCAUAUUUUUUUAUAAAUUCUAAAAUGUCAUCAAAUUAGUAGUAUUAAUUUUUAUAACCAUGUAAGUAUUUUUUGUUCUAAGUUGUUCAUGAAAAUAUGUCCUGUAAAAACACUAUCCCUGCAAAAAGUGAUAAGAAUAAGUAUUAAGCAGGACUUAUGUCAGUUUGAAGAAAACAGUUUAUCUUUCAUGGUAGCGGUGUGGCACAAUUCAAGAAACCAUUCAUAUUUAUUGAUGUCCAAGCAGUUCAUGAAGACCACUUUAAUUCCUCUCAGUACAGGGGAAGGAACCUUUAAAGUAAAAUGCUCUUUAAAAAAGUUUAACUUUUAAAUUUUUUCAUUGUAAGUUUAACAUAGCUCCAAGAAAUGUAAGUUGCUACCAUUUGUUUGUUGCAUCAAAUAUCAAUAAUCAUGAGCAAUUAAUAGUCAGGGAUCUGUCCAGGAUUUUUCACUGGGUCCUAUUUUUGUGAAUUUUAAAAAAUGUUUUGUGAAAAAUCAAAUCUUUUUGUGAAAUUUUAAAAUGUAAACCAAAAGUUAUGCAUUAUAGAUUAGAUUCCUGAUUUGUGUAUUCAUUUAUUAAAAAAUGAAUCCAAGAAAGGUCUCAUUUGGUCAAUCAAAAUUUUGUGAAGGGUCCUUUUGAACUAAUUCGAUUUUUGUGAAGGUUCCUUUUUUACUAAUUCGAUUUUUGUGAAGGUUCCUUUUUUACUAAUUAGAUUUUUGUGAAGGGUCUUUUUGAACUAAGUCGAUUUUUGUGAAGGGUCCUUUUUAACUAAUUCGAUUUUUGUGAAGGGUCCUUAAAGGGACCCACAUUUCCUCUGGCCAGACCCUUGAUAGUGAAUGUUUAUUAAGUUCCCAAUGUUCCAUAAUUUUCAUUUACGUACACCUGAAAUAGUAAAUAGCAUUCUGAGUUGUACUAUAAUUAAAAAGCAUGUAUAGAAAAUUAUAAAAAAAUAUAUAUAUAAUUUUAGGAGGACUAAUUAAAAAUUUGAUUUAUGUGCUGAAAUGUAAAAACCUCAUGCUGUAAAAAAUAAUUAAUGCUCCAUUAUUACUGAAGGAUCUAAUUAUAAAUCAAUGUUGUGGACUUUUAUUCUUUUGAAUAGUACCGCCAGUCUUCCCUUGUGCAAAAACAAUCACUUCGCAACUGUCUGUCUGAACCUCAGAAAAACAAUUUUUUGAUAGUUAAUGAUAUGUAUUCAGUUUGUUGCAUGAAUGUUUGUAAUAAUAGAUGGGCAUUUGUAUCUCUUUCAAUAAGUAAUUUUACUAUUUUGAGAAACUGCAUUAACCUUAACAAAAUAAAUAAACAAAUUAUUAAUUUUUAACAAAUACUUUACUAAGUUUGAAGAAAAGAAAAAAAAAAAAUCUGGAAUUGAUUGAGAAGGUUUUGAAGUUACUGAAGAAAGCUGAUGUGUUGAUUAUGCAAUAAACCAACAGCUUUGUUAGAACAUCCCGAACCUACAGUUUCGUUUUUAUGGACUCUUUAGUGUGGAAUAGUCAAUAACCAAACUGGAGGCAGAUGUCAUCUCAUUCAAACUGAGAGUGCCAACUAACUGGUAGCUAAAAAAACUAAGCAUUCCGGCAACUCAUCAAUUGAAAGCAAAGCUUGUGGAUUAAGCAGUAAGUUACUGUCUUUAAGCCAUGUCCAUUAAGCUUAAGUUGCCGUGGCAUGAAGCAUAAAGGACGUUCAUUAAAAUUAAAUAUUCUCAACAACAGUUCAAAAAUACCUUUUAUAAGUAUCAAAUGCACAAAAAUUUCAAAUUAUAACCUAUUAAAUUUUGUUAAAAUAUACUUUUUAAAAAGUACGAAGAGGUGAUGUUUUGCUCAAAUUAUCUCUUGUGUGUCAUCUAUCACUGGAAGUGGUUCAGAUACAUAAAGUCAAGGUUAUGAGUAUUUUCUAACCUUGCGUUCGACGAACCUCACCGGUCGACCGGUAAGUAACCGGUUACUAACUGCAGCGUUCUAUGAUCAACCGGUUACCGCAUCGGUUACCAUUCUAAGCAGUUGAUUGGUUGAUUGGAGCACGUGAUCAUUAGCUGUCACUCGAUUAACUAACCGGUCGUGCUCGUCGAACGUAAGCUAAAAAUAUUGUGUAGUUGUUAUAAGUAAAAAAGGAAAAAGUUGUGAACCUUUGCUCUACAAUAUUGUAACAGAUGACAAAAACUACUAUUUUCUGUACUAUGUUAUAAUACAUUUACAAUUGGUUAUCUUCUUUAUCACCAUAAAGUUAAGAAUUUGUGUAUCAUUCAUUUGCAUGAUUGUUUUCAAAAUCCUACAAUAAUUCCAAUCAGACUUCAUUACUUUUAUAAUUAUAUCUCUCCAUUUAAGUGUGCAAAUUUGAUUUUGAUGCUACAAAAGAAAUUCUUAUUUUCAUUUUUUAGUGUCUUACGAAUUAAGCCAUAAAAUCAUCUGUGUUGUGUUUGGAGUGGCAUGUGCCAACUUGUGGCAGUGCCGUGUUCUUUCGUACUAGAACACUACUUUUGUGCCAAAUGUGAUACAGUUCUCAUUCCAUUCUUUCCAAACUGUGUGCUUUAACUUAGUACAGUGUUUGUGUUUAAUUUUGCAAUUAAAUUAAGACUGAUUUUUAAAUGUUAAAGUUGUAACUUUUCUUUUUUGUAAUCAAUAGUGUACCUUUCUUGUAAUUUGUUGCAAACUGUGUAUUGUUUCUGCUUUAAGUUUAGUUGUGUUAAAUGCCUGAUGUGUCAAUAAAUGGCAUUUUUAUAA